AUGAAAGAUGACAAUAUAAUGGACAUAGAGAAAAAGAAAAAUAAAUUAAAAAAAAAAAAGAAUGUCCUACAGGAUAGUAAAAAAAUAAAAAACAAAAAAAUAAAAAAUUCAAUCCUAAGUAACAAUGAUGAUAACCAGUUUAUCAAACAAGCCAUGAAACAAAUAAAGUUACUAAAAAAUAAGAAAUCAGAAGAUGAGAUAAUUGUGAAUAAAAAAAUAAAAAAAUCUAAGAAAGGUGAUAAAAUAAGUAAAACAAAGGAAAUAUUACCAUAUAAUGAUAAUAGUGUUGUGAAUAUAAAAAAUGUUUUAAGAAAAAAAAUAAAAGAACUAAAAAUAAAUGUAGAUAAUAAUAUAUACAAUGAUGAAAAAGAGAUAUUACCAAAGUUUAGUGAAAAUAAAAAACUUUUAAAAAAAAAAUUAAAAGAAAUAAAAAUAAAUGUAGAUAGUGAAAAUAAUGAAUGGUUAGAAAAAUUAGACCUGACUUGUUCAGAAAAUUUUUAUAUAAAAAAAAUAAAUUUAUUUGGAAAAUGUGAUAUAAGAGAAAAUGAAUUUAUAAAAUUUGCACACACAAAUGUAUUAAAAUGUUUACAAAAAUUACAAAAUUUAAAUAUCCCAUUUAAUAGACCAUAUGAUUUUUUAGCAGAAAUGUUAAAAACUGAUAUACAUAUGGAAAAAGUUAGAUCACACAUUUUAAAAAAUCAUGAAAUGUCUGAAAAUAAGGAAAAAAAUAAAUUAAAAAGACUUAAUAAAAAAUUUAAUAAAAAUGGUGGAUCAAUGAAAGUAUUAGAUCAAAAAAAAGCUAUUGAAAAAAAAAAGAAUCUUGCAAAAAUUGAACAAUUUAAGAAUAAUUUGGAAAAUUUAAAUGUUCACGACUUUUUCCAAAAGCAUUCAAAAGAUGUUGAUCAAAAUGAUGUGAAAAAUAAAAAAACAAAAAAUAAGCACAUUCAAAAGGGGGGCAAUAAAAAUAAGCACAAUGAAAAGGGAAGUAAUAAAAAUAAGCACAUUGAAAGGGGCGGCAAUAAAAAUAAGCACAAUGAAAAGGGUGGCAAUAAAAAUAAGCACAUUGAAAAGGGAAGUAAUAAAAAUAGUGGCAGUGGUAAGAAUAAAUUGGAUAAAGAUACAAAAAGUGGAUAUCAAAAAUCAAUAAAACGACCAAAUAAAAUUAAGCACAAAUUUUUGUCAAAGGGGAAGAAUGGAGGAAAAAAUCGAAAAAAGAAAAAAUUUAAGAGACGCUAA
Molecule: messenger RNA, 1236 nt
Organism: Plasmodium yoelii
Lineage: Eukaryota; Apicomplexa; Aconoidasida; Haemosporida; Plasmodiidae
Product: rRNA-processing protein EBP2, putative
Exons: 1
Coding region: 1-1236 (411 amino acids)
Biological process (GO): ribosomal large subunit biogenesis; rRNA processing
Cellular component (GO): nuclear periphery; nucleolus; preribosome, large subunit precursor
Source: RefSeq, a predicted model, not a curated record